Dictyostelium discoideum AX4 is the source of this 915-nucleotide messenger RNA. It is a transcript of the gene vps26l, whose product is annotated as vacuolar protein sorting-associated protein 26 family protein. NCBI's taxonomy places the organism in Eukaryota, Evosea, Eumycetozoa, Dictyosteliales, Dictyosteliaceae. The record is from RefSeq and is a predicted model, not a curated record. The transcript has 3 exons. The coding region runs from base 1 to 915 and encodes 304 amino acids.
AUGAACAAUGUAUUAGAUUUAAAAUUGAAAAAGAUUGAUAAAAUAUAUAGACCUGGUAGUAAAGUAUCAGGUAAUGUAGUUAUAAAUAGUAAAGAUGAUAUGUCACAUUCAGGAGUUACAAUAGUGGUAGAGGGUACAGUUCAAUUACAAUUAAGUUCAAAGAGUGUUGGUUUAUUUGAAGCAUUUUAUAAUUCAUUAAAACCAAUUACAUUGAUGCAUUAUACAAUUAGUGUCACCAAUGGUGGUGGUAAAUUUCAAGCAGGUAUCACAGAGUUACCAUUUGAAUUUACAUUAGAGCCAUUACCAAAUCAACAACUUUACGAUACCUAUCAUGGUGUUUUCGUUAAUAUUCAAUAUUCAAUAAAAUGUGAUGUUAAAAGAGGUAUCCUUUCAAAAGAUUUAUCAAAAACUAUUGAAUUUAUAGUUGAAGUACCAUCACAAAAUAAAGAGGUUUUAAUGAAAUCAACACCAGAAUCACUUAUAACAUUUAAUAUAACACCAGAUUCAUUGGUUAAUUUUAAAAAGAUAUCAAAAGCAGAUGUACCAACAUUUAAGAUAUCAGGUGGAUUGGUUUCAGCUAUUUGUAAUAUUAAUGAAGCAUUUCAAGGUCAUAUGAUUAUAGAAUCAGCUGAUACUGUGAUUAAAUCGGUCGAAUUACAAUUGGUACGUGUUGAAACAUGUGGUUGUGCUGAUGGAUAUGCUAGAGAGGUUACAGAGAUUCAAAAUAUUCAAAUUGCCGAUGGUGACAUUUGGAGAAAUUUUAAAAUUCCACUCUAUAUGGUUUUCCCACGUUUAUUCACUUGUAUCAGUACUGCUGGUAAAACUUUUAAAAUCGAAUUUGAAGUUAAUUUAGUAAUUAUGUUAGAAGAUGGUCAUUUAAUUACUGAAAAUUUCCCAAUUAAAUUAAUAAGAUAG